AUGUUUCCGGAGAAGGUGUGGCCGGAGGGGUUUGACCCGGCGGCGAGGGGUGAGAAGGUGAAAGUCAUACACACAGAUGGCCGUGUCUCUCCGGGAUACUACCACACCCACGAACCCGAGCCAGGCUCAAAGAUUGUUAUCUACAGUCCUCGCAUCCUCCAACGCUGGCGCAAUAAAUUCUGGGAAUGGGAAGACUCCCGUGCCCAAGCUCGUAGAGCCAAACGAGGCCGCAUCCACGCAACAGCAGAAACCGUACAAACUGUAGGCAAAUGGGCGUGUUUUGGGCCAGUUGCGUUUGCGGUGUUACCAGCUGUGUUGUCUGUGUGUUGUGUGUGGAAGACUGGGAAAGCGAUUAAGAAUGCGGAGCCGGAGGUUGGGGGUGGGGUACUCGCAAGGAGGAUGGGGCAUGGGGAUGGGGGUUUGAGGACGGCUGGGGAGGUCGAUGCGUUUGGCUGGAGAGGGCGUUGCCUUGAGGGGUGGAGUGGGGGAUGGAGGGGUUUGUGUUUUGAGAGUGUGAGUGUGGGAAAGGCGCUGGUAACCCACUGGACGGCUUGA
This is a messenger RNA of Saitoella complicata NRRL Y-17804, 555 nucleotides long. RefSeq lists its product as uncharacterized. NCBI's taxonomy places the organism in Eukaryota, Fungi, Ascomycota, Saitoellomycetes, Saitoellales, Saitoellaceae. The record is from RefSeq and is a predicted model, not a curated record. The transcript has a single exon. The coding region runs from base 1 to 555 and encodes 184 amino acids.